AUGCUGGCAUUGUUAAUCAUGCACUGUCUGAAGACGUUUGUGUUUUUGUUGCACUCUGUGCUCUUAUUAGCCGUUCUUAACAAUGUACAGAGCACCAGAGUGUCACCAUCGCACACCCAACAUCAUCCCAUAGUGUAUAAAUAUAGACGUUCUUACAGUUCUUUUGAUCAUCUGCAAGCUACGUCUGACAAAGUCAAACGUCGAUUCGACGAUAUCGAAAAAUCCACUGGUGACUCUAGGAUCUAUCGCGGAUUGGUAUUGAAGAAUGGAUUUACCGCCUUGUUGAUCAGUGAUUCUGACACCGACCAAUCGGCUGCAUCUCUUUCCGUCGCAGUUGGUAAUUUUUUCAAUAUUCAUAUUUAUUUACUACCUACAUAUAAAGGGUGAUCAACAUACUUGUGUGAAGUUGCCCUCCUAUCGACUAAAUCAAACUGGACCGAUUAUAAAUCAAAGAUCUUCAUUUGUAAGUAUUUGUAAGUAAGUUUUCGGAAUUUGUUAGUCAAAUCCUGGCUUUCUGGCGAAUUAUUGAGUUUAAAAUAAGCAUAACUAUAAGCAUAGUUUUUUACAAAAUUAUAUAAAUAUCUUAAAUAAUUAAAUAUAAAUACAAAAUAUAUGUAUAGAAAUAAAAAAAAUAAAUAAAUAAAUAAAUGAAUGCUUCGUCUGGUGUUAAAAUAUAAAUGUAAAAAUGAUGAAACAUAAUAUUAAUAAAAUACGAUAUUUGUAUAACGUAUACGAAGAUUUACUCACUUUUUGCACGGUGGCACUAUGGAUAAAAUGAUUUCGUCAAGAAUAUUGUUCAUAUUUGUAAAAUAAAUACAAGAGUUUUAGGAAAAAAAAAAUUAUUUGUUAAUCGUUGAACAGACAUAAAAAUCAUGAACUUAAUUAUUUUUCGUUUUAUUAUUAGAAAAUAACAUAAAUUAUAACCUCUUAAACUAUUGUAUUAUAUACUAUUAUUUUUAUUAUGUAUUGGUCAGAAGCGUUUGGAAAGAAUAAGUUGGAGAGAAAGAAAAACAAAUGGAGAAGUACAUAGAACUGUGGGAGGAAAACGUACAUUCAUAGAUGUGAUUAGAAGGCGUUGGAAAAUGGUCGGACAUAUCCUGAGACACCCAAAAAAGUUGCAUAAUAUAAUAUUAGAGGGUAAGAUAGAAGGAAAGAAAACUGCAGGACGUCCUCAAACUCUUAUAUAG
Cinara cedri is the source of this 1187-nucleotide messenger RNA. NCBI's taxonomy places the organism in Eukaryota, Metazoa, Arthropoda, Insecta, Hemiptera, Aphididae. The record is from the annotation of a GenBank genome assembly.